UUCUAUUUUUACCCAGUUCAGUGACGUGGACACUGUCAAAGUUGUGAUUAUCUUUACAGUUUUUAUCGCUGGACUUACCUGCUGACAGGUUGUGUUAUUCUCUACAAAGAAGACUUUAGUCCUUCUUAGGUUGCAUAUCAUAAAAGCAGUCUGAGUCACCGCGCGAAAAUUACAUGCGUUGUUGUUGUAUGUAGACCUGUCUGUCAGCGUUACACACGUUUUCAGCUUUUUACUGUGUAGAAACUUUGUAUUCGAGUUCUGUGUAGACAAUGAAAGUGUAGUAAGGCGUAAAUGACGGAUACGUGGAUUGAAGAUUGAAACAUUUACAGUUCUGGAAAGACAGACAUGUCAAACGUGCGGUUCACAGUCUCCAAGCCUGGCACGGAAGAUGUCCCCCUAGGAGAAGGGACCCAGGACGGGCCAGGCUUGACAUAUGGCUCACUGCCGGGAGGUGACAAUACUUCUGUUCAAAUCAUCGACAGCAAUGGGCAGGGUGCAAAAUUUGCUGGGGACUACGCCGUCAUUUAUGGUGAAGAUACAAAAAAUCGUGAGAAUAUCCCGUUGGCAGGUGCAGAGGAACAGGCUAACUAUGGCCAGAUGGCACUGUAUGAGGAAGAUCUGUCAGAACGGGGGAAGAUAUCUCAGAUUCUGGCCACCAUAGGCAAAUACCAGGCUGGGAUAACACCCGAUCCUAACGAUGUAGAGAACAGUGCUAAGAAGCCCCAGAGUGCCAAACUGGGCCUGCUGAUGGGAGUGUACCUACCAUGUAUUCAGAACAUCUUUGGGGUGAUCCUGUUUAUACGUCUUACCUGGCUAGUUGGAAAUGCUGGUCUUGUUGAGAGCUUCUUUAUCGUGCUCAUCUGCUGUAUGACAACCAUGUUAACAGCCAUUUCAAUGAGUGCCAUUGCGACGAAUGGGGUGGUUCCUGGAGGAGGAGCCUAUUUCAUGAUCUCCAGGGCAUUGGGGCCAGAGUUCGGGGGAGCUGUAGGGGUUUUAUUUUACCUUGGCACAUCAGUUGCAUCUUCCAUGUAUAUUAUUGGUGCUGUGGAAAUUUUAGUGACUUACAUAGCACCAUCCAUAUCUAUAUUUGGAGACAUAACCAUUGUAGCCAAUGCCUUCAACAAUUUCCGCGUGUACGGAACCUGCCUUCUGAUCGUUCUGAUCAUCUGUGUGUUUGUGGGCGUCAGCUUUGUCAGCAAGUUUGCGCCCAUCUCCCUGUUUUGCGUGCUUCUCUCAAUUGUAUCUAUUUAUAUUGGGAUUUUUGCUGCCAACCCCGAUGAAAGUGUCAGAAUUUGUAUGCUAGGUGACCGUUUGUUGACCAGGGAGUUUGUUACUGACAACGGAGUCUUCAUGUGUAAUAAAACUGACAAUGGACCGAUCUAUAUGGCUUACUGUGUCAAUGAGACUGACGAAGCUCUCUGCAAAUUCUAUGAGGAAAACGAUGUGGUCAAUGCUCCGGGCAUCCCUGGUCUUGCCAGCGGCAUUGUGAACGACAACAUCUUUAACAAGUACAGCAUACAGGGGAACAUCCCAGGUUCCGAAGAGGAAGCGUCAAGGUCACGAGGCGAGGUCAUGGCAGACAUUACCACCAGCUUCACAGUACUGUUGGCCAUCUUCUUUCCGUCUGUCACAGGAAUUAUGGCGGGUUCAAAUCGCUCUGGGGAUUUGGCGGAUGCUCAAGGCUCCAUUCCCAGAGGAACUAUCUCAGCCAUUGCCACUACCAGUAUUGUGUACUUGACAUGUGUCCUGUUUUUUGCUGGGACAAUCACAGGGGAACUCAUGAGAGACAAAUUUGGAGAAAGUAUUGGGGGUGGUUUGGUAGUUGCCAAUCUUGCUUGGCCUCACCCCUAUGUUAUACUGGUCGGUUCUUUUCUCUCCACGGUGGGGGCGGGGCUUCAGAGUUUGACAGGAGCCCCACGUCUGCUUCAGGCCAUUGCUCAGGAUGGCGUUUUGCCAUUUCUAAACGUCUUCAAGGUAACAACGAAGAAAGGGGAGCCAAUGAGAGCCAUAUUGUUGACAGCAGCCAUAUCUGAGAUAGGAAUUCUGAUUGCUAGUCUGGAUUAUGUAGCACCUAUCAUCACUAUGUUUUUCUUGAUGUGCUAUGGGUUUGUAAACAUGGCCUGUGCUCUGCAGACAUUAUUAAGGACCCCUAACUGGAGGCCAAGGUUCCGCUUUUAUCACUGGACCCUGUCCCUGCUUGGCCUGGCUAUGUGUAUAGCCCUCAUGUUCAUCUCCAGCUGGUACUACGCCCUCCUCGCUAUCGCUUUGGCAGUCUGCAUCUACAAGUACAUCGAGUACAAAGGAGCUGAGAAGGAAUGGGGAGAUGGUAUACGUGGUCUGGCCAUGUCUGCUGCCAGGUAUGCCCUGCUUAACCUUGAGCAAGGGCCGCCCCACACCAAGAACUGGAGACCCCAGCUGUUGGUCUUGAUGAAAUUGGAUUCAAAUCUCAAACCUAAAUAUACACAGAUGGUCACCUUUGCUGGUCAGCUGAAAGCAGGUAAGGGAUUGACCAUGCUGGCCAGUGUGUUACAGGGUCAUCAUAGGGACAGGUUUGCUGAUGGUCAAGCUGCCAAACAGGCACUGACUAAGCUGGUCCAGGAGACAGGAGUGAAGGCAUUUGCUGAUAUCCUCAUUGCCAAAAAUGUGACGGAGGGUCUCAGCCAUAUAAUCCAGGCUGCUGGUUUGGGAGGAUUAAAACAUAACACUGUGGUAUUAGGCUGGCCGUAUGGCUGGAGACACAGCCCUGAUGUUAGAAGUUACAGGGUCUUCUUAGACACUGUCAAGAAUGUGAUAUACAGCCAGUUGUGCCUGCUGGUGGUGAAAGGGGUAGACAUGUUCCCACCCAGUUCCCAGAAACUCAGCGGCACCAUUGAUGUCUGGUGGAUUGUGCAUGAAGGAGGACUGCUGAUGUUGUUACCAUUCUUACUGAGACAGCACAAGACCUGGAAGAACUGCAGACUGAGGAUCUUUACUGUGGCCCAGCUGGAGGAUAACAGUAUUCAGAUGAAGAAAGAUUUGGAGCAUUACCUCUACCAGCUAAGGAUAGAGGCAGAAGUGGCUGUCAUUGAAAUGAAUGAAGGGGACAUCUCGGCCUAUACAUAUGAGAGAACAUUGAUGAUGGAGCAGAGGACAGAGAUGCUGAAGGAGAUGAGAGUGAAAGAUAUCAAGGCACCACAGGUAAUCGUAGACAAAGCUCACACACCCACUCACCGUAACGUCCCCAAGAUAAAGCUGACAUCUGUGCCAGAGGAGCCCAAUCCCCAGGAUUCCCCCUCACCCCCCAGCAGCCUCAGCGUCUCUGUUUCUGACAUCAACCAGUUCACAUUCUCACCUCAGAACUCCAAGUCUGUUGCCAAGGAGUUUGGAAAUCUUAAGCCGAAUGAUCGCAAUGUCAGAAGGAUGCACACAGCAGUGCGCCUGAAUGAGACCAUUGUAGAUAAGUCCCACUCUGCCCAUCUGGUCAUCCUCAACAUGCCCGCACCUCCUAAAUCAGAGGCAGGAGAGGAAAACUACAUGGAGUACCUGGAGGUGUUGUGCGAGGGGCUGGAACGAGUGCUCAUGGUGAGGGGCAGUGGACGGGAGGUGAUCACAAUCUAUUCCUGACCACUGACAUCUGAGCACUAUUUUUACACAGCAGUCAUGCCAUGUUUCUUGUUAUUUGUUGGAAAUUUUCCUUUGCAGCAGCUGACAUCAAACUUUGUCUGCCCAACAACUCUUCAUCAUAUGGCAUGAGCUAAAACUAGUUGAAUUGUUUCUGCAAGAACUGUGAAAAUGUAUGUGUGAUCUGCAGUAUCUAAGGAGUGGAAGUAGAAACUGCUUUAUGUGGAAAUAUAUUACCUUGGAAUGUAGUGCUGAUUAACAAAGAUUUGCCACUUUCAUGUAUCAAUGAAAAAUAGUACUAAGAUUUCCCUUUGAAUGUGAAUAGUUCUAAAUGAUUUGCUGUGAAGUUGAGAUGUUGAUACCUCUGUUUAUUUGCAGCUCAUGAAGUAUGCUUUAGGGAGGGAACUAUACAAAGGUGAAGUGUGUUUUAGGGAGGGAACUAUACAAAGGCGAAGUGUGUUUUAGGGAGGGAACUAUACAAAGGUGAAGUGUGUUUUAGGGAGGGAACUAUGCAAAGGUGAAGUGUGUUUUUGGGAGGGUACUAUACAAAGGUGAAGUGUGUUUUAGGGAGGGAACUAUGCAAAGGUGAAGUGUGUUUUUGAGAGGGAACUAUACCAAAGGUGAAGUGUGUUUUAGGGAGGGUACUGUACAAAAAUGAAGUGUGUUUUGGGGAGGGUGUGUACAAAGAUGAAAUGUUUAUGGACAAACUUACUUGUGGUGAGCUCAACCAUGUGUUUUUAAUUGUCUUCAUCACCAGACAUCGUACAUGUAAAAUAUGUCAGUUGUACAGGUAUUCAAUUGUAGACUGAUUUGAAAUUGUCAAUUAUAGGAUGUCUAAGAGUGAGGCAAAGCUUAAGAGGUGUACAGCCUGGGAGCUAUUGAUUGUGGAUAUUCUGAAGGGGGCAUAACUCUUGGACAAAAAUGCCUGGGCCUAUGCUACUGGCCCACAGCAUUACCUUAGUUUAGAUCAACACCACUACUAUUGAGAAGCAUGGUCAAAAGCACACACUGAACCUGUGCUGUACUGUACUGUAUUGUAUUGUACUGUACUGUACUGUGCUGUACUGUGCUGUGCUGAGAAGAACAGCCUAUGCAGUUUAUUUUUCAAAGUGCGUAAUUUUGUAGACUGUAUAUACAUGUGAGCCGUAUUUUGUAAUUCAGAGAUUGCCACCCAUUGCUUAUAGCCUUAGGUGUUGGGUGUAGAGACCCCCAGCAUAUGAUACAGCCUUGUAUCGUCAGUUUGUAGUGAUAUAUUUUUGGCAGAUUAUUUUGAAAUUGUACAGGGGAGAGCUAGAAGCAUAAGUGGGUCAAUACAAGAUCUUUGUAAAGCAUUCACCAGAGACCGAGGUUCUCCUGUACAUGUACUUCUCUGAGAUAUAUUGGAUAAAAGUUAUUGGGGGAAAAAUAUAUAUAUUUUCACGUUCUGGUAAUUCACAUACUGUAUCUGAAGGGUAAGGGUUAUGUUGUUAAAACUUAAACCACUUCAAUUUUGAAACGUGUUCUCUGUUUUGUCACAAUUGUUAAUUUAGAAUCUCUUGUCUGUGAAUUUAUAGUUUUUUGCUACUUUUGUUUUCUUGCCAUGAACUUUGAAAAAUCUCAAACCUCAUUGAAAUGUCAAAUUUGCAUCUUUAGCAUCAGCUUUUUGACCCAACUUAUGCAUGUAUAAUCUUAGAAGUCACUGAUUCUGAUGCCAGAACAGAAAUCGAUAAUUCUGGUGACAAGAGAAAUCAUUGAUUCUGAUGACAGAACAGAAAUCGAUAAUUCUGCUACAACAGAAAUCAUUGAUUCUGAUGACAGAACAGAAAUCAGUAAUUCUUGUGACAAGAGAAAUCAUUGUUUCUGAUGACAGAACAGAAAUCAUUGAUUCUGAUGACAGAGCAGAAAUCAAUAAUUCUGCUGACAGAACGGUGCAUGGAGAUUAUUAAUGGUGAGAAUUUUUGGUGAGAAUUCCUUUGAUAUUUACAUAUAUUAGUACAUAUUACAAAUCAUAGUGCACUUGACAAGAUUUGAAUGUCGUCAAUCAUAGCCAAAUGUAACAAAAGUCCAUCUGACAUCACCUGCACAACAUACUACUAUUUAUCAGGCAUAGCGCCCGUUUUAUUCAGAAGGUGUGUUUAGGAGUAAGCUGUGCUUUGGUGGGACCUCAGAAAACUGCUAAUGGCAUGUGUCUGGACUAAAGCAGCAUAAACCAGUUGAAAGGACAGGAUAGAUGUUGCAGAUGUAUUUUUAAGUCCAUGUGGAGGUAAGUUAAAAAUCCCAGCUGGCCCCUGUUAAACAUAAGGCGUGCAUGAAACUUACUGAGCAUUAUUACAGGAGGUCUUUCAGCAAAGUUCAUAUUACUGAGCAUUAUUACAGGUAGUCAUUCAGCAAAGUUCAUAUUACUGAGCAUUAUUACAGGUGGUCAUUCAGCAAAGUUCAUAUAAAUGAUCGCUUAGUUUUCAUGCCAUUCUUGGUGACAGCAAUCGUAACAUCCCAACACCACAAAACCAGUGAUCAUAUGUAACCACUCUGUUAUGCUUACCUGACAUUUGACUUGUUUGCAACAAUAUUGAUUACAAUUGUCCAUACUCAUGUUUUUGAGUGACAGUUCAGAAACGCUCGACCCGUGCAUAAGGAAGGAAAGUGCAGAGAAAAGCGGUUUUGUAACCUAGUUCAUCUUCAGAUACUUAUAUAUAUAAACUCAGAGCAGGCAAAGGUACUUUGUGAAUUCAAGAUGUAUACAGCUAAGUCACGAUAUAGAAAUUCUCCUGUACUUUGCCUUAAUUCUUAUCCUAGAAAAUUUCUAAGAAUAAGUGAAGGUAUUUUAGAUAAAGUUUGUCUGAUGAUAACUUUCCUGCGUCGUCGUUUUGGUUACUGUACAGGCAAGUUUUGGCAAUGCCUUUUGGCAGAUACCCUGAUAUAUGCUCCCAUCCCCAUCCUCCCUUAGCAAACAGAUAUCAAAGUGGCCACAGAUUAGCAAAUAGGUAGCAAACUGCCCACUCAGAUUAGCAAAUAGAUAGCAAACUGGCCACUCAGAUUGGCAAACAGAUAUCAAAGU
This is a messenger RNA of Liolophura sinensis, 6637 nucleotides long. Its product is annotated as solute carrier family 12 member 4-like. Gene Ontology annotation, cellular component: plasma membrane. The transcript has 27 exons. Gene Ontology annotation, molecular function: potassium:chloride symporter activity. The record is from RefSeq and is a predicted model, not a curated record. NCBI's taxonomy places the organism in Eukaryota, Metazoa, Mollusca, Polyplacophora, Chitonida, Chitonidae. The coding region runs from base 346 to 3603 and encodes 1085 amino acids. Gene Ontology annotation, biological process: cell volume homeostasis; chemical synaptic transmission; chloride ion homeostasis.